Messenger RNA from Lachancea nothofagi CBS 11611, 1536 nucleotides. The record is from the annotation of a GenBank genome assembly. NCBI's taxonomy places the organism in Eukaryota, Fungi, Ascomycota, Saccharomycetes, Saccharomycetales, Saccharomycetaceae.
AUGGAUGAGAAGCAAGCAUUCAAGCGUACCAAGCGCUUCAAAAGCGUGAAGGCAUCUUGGGCGAUCAGUGCUGUUCUGAUAACUGCUCUUUAUGUUAUCAUUCUCCAGCUCAGGAAGCUCGAAUCAGACAUUAAGGGUGAGCAGCCAAGUCUAAGUUCCUUCAAGCUUCAUAGCAUAUAUAGACACGGUACUAGUGAUCACUCUUACAUGCAAGUUAUGGAAAUAGACGAUCAGAUCUUAGAGGGAGGAGAAGCGAGGUUUUCGGAAUUUUCAAGUGUUACCAAUGAUCCAGACGACAGCGACCAUGAAAUGUGGACAUCCAGUUCCAAAUAUGCCACAAAAAAUCCUUUAGAUUACGAAUUUGGUCUGUCAUUUCAACCUCAGGUUUUGAAGAGGAUGAGGUAUCGAGACCCUCAAUUUGUGGAGUCUUACAUGAAUUUUGCACACGAAAAUCCGCACAUGGCUUCGCAAGUGCACCUAGACUGGAUUGACGAGACGGUGCUGGUACCAAAUAUUAGUGACAAACAGACCGUGGUUAGUCUAGCACUUAUGUCUUCAGAUGCCUACGUCAGGCUCCCUCACACCGGAGACUGGAGAAAUUUGACAGGGCCUUGGAACCACAGCGUAAACUCGGGCCACGGCUGGAAUAGUGAUGGUCUCAGGGGUCACAUCUUUGUUAAUCAAGAACAGGAUAUUGUUGUAAUUGCAGUAAAAGGCACAAGCGCUCAAGUACUUGCUGGAUCAGGCGAAGACGAAACAACUGUCAAUGACAAAAUCAAUGACAAUCUGUUAUUUUCAUGCUGCUGCGCUCGAAUAAGCUACCUGUGGACCACUGUUUGUGAUUGCUAUCUCAAAUCUUACACUUGUGACGAGACGUGCCUGGAGCGCGAAUUGAGAAGAAAAGAUCGUUAUUAUAAAGCGGUACUGAAUAUAUAUAAGGAGGUGGCGCAAAAAUUCCCAUCAUCCACUAUCUGGGUCACAGGCCAUUCCUUGGGAGGAUCUCUCGCAAGUUUGUUAGGUCGCACAUACGGUCUUCCCGUGGUAGCUUUCGAGGCAGCUGGCGAACUCUUGGCGACAAGAAGACUUCAUUUGCCUAUGCCGCCAGGAUAUCCCAACUACUUGGAGGGUGUUUGGCACUUUGGAAAUACGGGAGAUCCUAUUUUCAUGGGAACUUGCAAUGGAGCUAGUUCUUCCUGCUCCAUAGGAGGAUACGCUAUGGAAACUUCAUGUCACACUGGUAAAGAGUGUAUCUAUGAUGUGGUUAAGGAAAAGGGCUGGCACGUCAACCUUUUAAACCACAGGAUCCAUAAAGUCAUCGACGAAGUCUUGGAGAAAUACGAUGAGCCUGCGAGAUGCAUUCCUCCUGGUCCUUGUCAUGAUUGCUUCAAUUGGAAGUAUGUUCGCGAAGUGAGGUCCUCAAGCUCACCACCAACAAUGACAACAACUUCGUCAACUAUCACCACUAUAACUUCUGAGCCCACCAUUACAAGCAGUUGCGUGGGCCGCAACUGGUAUGGGUGGUGUACGCAAUACUGA